This is a messenger RNA of Daphnia magna, 1405 nucleotides long. RefSeq names its product transmembrane protein 17. Gene Ontology annotation, biological process: non-motile cilium assembly. The transcript has 4 exons. The record is from RefSeq and is a predicted model, not a curated record. Gene Ontology annotation, cellular component: ciliary transition zone. NCBI's taxonomy places the organism in Eukaryota, Metazoa, Arthropoda, Branchiopoda, Diplostraca, Daphniidae. The coding region runs from base 29 to 565 and encodes 178 amino acids.
GUUGGGACACCACUAAAAUUUAAACGAAAUGGGCCGACAAUCAGUUCAAAAUGUUGUAGAUUCUUUCAAUGAUAAAAUAUUUCCAGGUUUAUCCGAUGUACCCCAAGAUUUCUCAUUCGUAUCGGGCCAAAGUGACAUAGUAUACGAUGUUAAAUCGAGUUUGGUACUGCAAAUGUCACUGUAUUUCAAUUUGGUCUAUUACCCAGUGUGGUUGGUAAUCAUCUUCACUUCAUUUGUAACAAAGGCCCAGUGCUUUGGCUGGUUUUCUUAUCUACUCCUCGGUAUUGGGGUGUCAACCAUGCUAAUAAUGGAAGCCACUAGGAUUUACCUUGGCAUGUCAGGCAACAUGAGCGAGCAAGUGACUGAGCUUUCCACAUUCUGGUUCACUACGCUGCUUGUUCAAUUGCCUUUGGUUGCCAUCAUCCUCAUAGUGGCUUUGAGCUUGAGCCAAGUCAUGGAGGUAGUCGCCUUGUCAAUUUCCACAUCUCUAAUGGCGGUCCAAUUAUGCGUCUCGUUUACUACACUACGCAACGUCUCCCGCCUGCGCCAAUUUUUGAAACCUUGAACAAAAAACGAAACGAAUAGCAUUUUAUUAAGCGCAUCACGCGUUACAAGACAAUCCAUUUCGAAACGAAUAGAGAUAAUAAAAUGUCCUGUAAUCUAAUCAUAGGACAUGCGUGCAAAACCCUUGCCGAAACUAUUACUAUUUUUGAUUCAAUUUCUUUGAGAGGACUGAUUCUUCUGCUUCAUUUAAGUUUCUGGCGAAUAACCAGCGACCUUGACACGGCUGAAUGGGUGCGAUGCAAACACAUAGACUCUACUACAGCCAAUAAGUGAAAGGAGGUCCGAUGAGUCAUAUUGCUGUUGUAGUAGAGUAUAGUCGUCGUAGUAAACACGCACAAAAAAAAACACUCUAUAUGGUAUCAUAGAGACCGAGUAUAUAGAGAAAGAGAAAAAAAGGGAGGAGAAAAUGUUUAAUCGCAUUGGAAUGUUGUGAAAAAUUGUUUCUUAAACCUAUUGAUCCGAGAAACGUGGAAGGAUGACGAGGAAUGUAGGGGGAGGUGAGGCGGUGUGAAAAAAAAAGGACAACAACUUCUUGAAGAGUUCAUUUAAUUUACUCCGUGUAAAAAACCAAUUCGACAGGUCAUCGGCAUCUGUACACGACGAGGUCACCACGAGUUUUGUGGGAAAUUCUGUUUCGCCUUCAGUUCAUCUUCGUCUUAUACAAGAAGUUUUGAAGGACUCUUGGAUGGCCCGUGUGACCUGUUCAUGAUACCUUGACCUGCUUUCCUUCUUCUAACUUGUAUAAGUUUUUACCUUGCCUUCUCAUCGUUUUCAGUUGAGUUUUUCCCCUUUUUUUUUUUUUGCUUUGAUUUUGGAUGUAAAUACAUCGUUGGCCAUGGCA